AUGAUUUGUAUACUUCGAAGACAUUCGAAUAUACGUAGUACUACUACUCACGUCCCGUAUACAGAAUCGCUAUUAACCCGUAGAAUCUAUGGCUCUAUGCUCUCAGAUCGUCUGUUAGGAGUUUUCGAGCUGGUUAUAAAGAAUGAAAUUGACGUGAUUUUCAAAUCUACUGGGGAAAGUAGAAGGGGAGCAGAAAAUAGAGCAAGUGGCAGAUAUGUUCACAUUGAGCGAAAGGGUAACCAGGAAUAUAGCGGGACAAGUGGUAUGGGUAUGGAAUGUCAGCUAGAAGAAGAUGAUAGAUGGAUCCCUAAAGCGACGGUUGGGAUGAGUUGA
Messenger RNA from Botrytis fragariae, 333 nucleotides. RefSeq lists its product as uncharacterized. The coding region runs from base 1 to 333 and encodes 110 amino acids. NCBI's taxonomy places the organism in Eukaryota, Fungi, Ascomycota, Leotiomycetes, Helotiales, Sclerotiniaceae. The transcript has 3 exons. The record is from RefSeq and is a predicted model, not a curated record.